ACGACUGUCAAUCAAAACCAACCUCCCGCUCUUUUAACUCUCACCGCUUCAACCCCUAAUCACUUCAUUCAAUUUCAAAACCUCAAAAUCCCAAAUUCAAUUGGUUUCCACAAAUUAUUUAAAAUCUUUGCUGGAUAAAAUGAAGGAAGAAGAAAUUGAGAAGCUGAGGGGAGUAGUUCGGGACUGCGUCAGCAAGCAUUUGUACUCAUCGGCGAUCUUUUUCGCCGAUAAAGUAGCUGCCUUUACCGCCGACCCCGCCGACAUUUAUAUGCAGGCUCAGGCCCUUUACCUCGGUCGCCAUUAUCGACGUGCUUUUCAUCUCCUCAACGCCUCUCAAAUCGUCCUCCGUGACCUCCGCUUCCGAUACCUCGCCGCCAAAUGCCUCGAAGAACUGAAAGAGUGGGACCAGUGCCUCCUGAUGCUUGGCGAUGCCAAAGUUGAUGAGCAUGGAAAUAUUACAGACACAAGAGAUCUCAACAUUAUGUAUUUGGACAAGGAUGGAGAAGAUCGGGAAAUCAAUAUUUUAGCAGCAAUUUGCUUUUUAAGAGGUAAAGCAUAUGAAGCAUUGGAAAAUCGUGCACAGGCUCGCUUGUGGUACAAAGCAGCUAUCAAGGCUGAUCCUCUGUGCUACGAGGCAUUGGAAUGUCUUACAGAAAAUCAUAUGCUCACUUGUGAGGAAGAGACAAGAUUACUGUCAUCACUGAAUUGUGGUUCUGUAGAUGGCUGGCUUUCUUCAUUCUACACAUGUUUGAUGAAGAAGUAUGAUAAGAAAAACGUAAUAGAAACCAAAUUUAGAGAACUAGAACAGGAAGACGCUGAUGCAAACUCCUCAGAGAAAACCUUCUUGUGUACACUGAGAAACAAUACCGACCUUUUGGCCUGUAAAGCUGAGUACUACCAUCAGUGUGGUGAAUACCAGAAGUGCUUCCAGCUUACCUCAGUAUUGCUUGAAAAGGACCCUUUCCACAUGAAGUGUACACAAAUACACUUAGCAGCAGCUAUGGAGCUUGGGCAUUCAAAUGAGCUAUAUCUUAUGGCAUGCAAUUUAGUCAAGGACUAUCCUCAGAAGGCCCUGUCAUGGUUUGCUGUAGGUUGCUACUACUAUUGCAUCAAGAAGUUUGAUCAGUCACGUCGCUAUUUCAGCAAGGCAACAAGUUUAGAUGGGUCUUUUGCCCCUGCUUGGAUAGGUUAUGGGAAUGCUUAUGCUGCUCAAGAAGAAGGAGAUCAAGCAAUGUCUGCUUAUCGCACUGCUGCACGUUUAUUUCCUGGGUGCCAUCUGCCUACUAUGUAUAUUGGGAUGGAAUACAUGCGAACUCACAGUUUCAAACUGGCUGAGCAGUUUUUUAUGCAGGCUAGGGCAAUAUGGCCUUCAGAUCCACUUGUCUACAAUGAACUUGGAGUUGUUGCCUAUAAUAUGAAGGAGUACGACAAGGCUGUGUGGUGGUUUGAGAGGACAUUAGGUCUCAUUGCAUCCACUUUAAGUGAGACAUGGGAACCAACCGUUGUCAAUCUUGCUCAUGCACUAAGAAAACUAAAGAGGUACAAUGAAGCAGUAACAUACUAUGAAAAAGCUCUUGCGUUGUCAACAAGAAGUUUGAGUACGUAUGCUGGUCUUGCAUACACUUACCACCUGCAGAACAACUUUACUGCUGCAAUUGCCUAUUAUCACAAGGCGUUAAGGCUAAAACCAGACGACCAAUUCUGCACAGAAAUGUUGACCCUGGCCCUUGUUGACGAAAGCCACCUUGGUACAAGCAACAAUUCUGAUUUUCACCGCAGCGAGCUGCUCUUUUAGGAAUAGGGAUAUUUUUUUUCUGCUGUAGUUUGUAUGUAGUUGUCAAUCUCAUUGGUAACACCCUAUUUGAGUAGGUCAACACUCAAGUAAUUCUGUGUUGUUGUACCGAAUUAGAUGUAGUAUACUUUCUUUUUUUUUUUCCCCCAUUUUUCCCUCUCUAAGCGUUCAACUGUACUUCUAUAAUUUCACUUAAAAAUCUUUCGUAGAAUUUGUUUCUUGCCUAAUCUCAACAGUCUGAAUUCUUU
Molecule: messenger RNA, 2040 nt
Organism: Coffea arabica (coffee)
Lineage: Eukaryota; Viridiplantae; Streptophyta; Magnoliopsida; Gentianales; Rubiaceae
Product: anaphase-promoting complex subunit 6-like
Biological process (GO): positive regulation of mitotic metaphase/anaphase transition; protein ubiquitination; anaphase-promoting complex-dependent catabolic process
Cellular component (GO): cytoplasm; anaphase-promoting complex
Molecular function (GO): protein binding
Source: RefSeq, a predicted model, not a curated record